AUGCUUAGCAUUUGCACCUGUGAGAAUUUUUUCUUUGAUUCAUUUAGCCAACAAACAUUAAAGAAGUGCCCUGUUAUUAUGCCUGUUAUUACAAAAACAAGGUCUACAUCAAAUUACAGGUGUAAUCAGUGUCCAAAGGAAGCAAAGAUUGACCAGAUGAACAACUUCUUGGAACCUCUGGUAGACGAGCUGGUAGAGUUAUAUGACAGCAUAACUAUGAAAACUCCAGAGUUUCCCAAUGGUACUAGUAUCUGCACUGCUCUUAUGUUUGUUGCUUGCAACAUACCUGCUGCAAGAAAGACUGCUGGAUUUACAGGAUUUGCAAGUACAAACGCCUGUCACAUGUGCAAGCAUCAUUUCACUGUUGUUGCUGGAACAACUGUUUUGGAGAAGCAGCAUGGCACCCGUUUUUCCAAGUUGCAUCGCCUGCACUACUUUGAUCCCAUCCGAUACACGAUUGUUGAUCCCAUGCACAAUUUGUUUCUUGGGACAGCAAAGCAUAUGAUCAGUGUUUGGAAAGACCUGAGGUAUCUCCCAACUGCUGUUCUCAUCCAUAUGCAACGUCUUGCCAAUGGUAUUCUUGUUCCUCCUGGGUAUGCCGUUUUAUCAACAAAGAUUGAAUCUGGUUUCUCAUAUAUGAAGGCAGACAAGUGGCAAUCGUGGUGUCUGAUUUAUUCGUUGGUGGUACUAAAAGACGCUUUGCCUGAAGACGACUACAGAAACUGGACUCUCUUUGUAAAAGCAUGCCAAAAGUUGACCGGUCCUUCAGUCACAUAUUCAGAAAUUGACAGCGCACACCAGCUCCUUGGCAAAUUUGAAAAAGAGUGUGAGACUCUUUAUGGAGAGAGCAGCAUCACGCCAAAUAUACACUUGCAUAUGCACUUGCGUGAGUCAAUGCUUAACUUUGGUCCAGUAUACGCAUUCUGGCUGUAUAGCUUCGAUGAGGCCUUGCCCCCGACCACAUUGCCAAUCAAGUUGCAGCCUUUGACUAUGAUGAAGGAUGAUCACUAUCAGUGGUUAUUUGAAUUCUAUGUCAAGGCUUACCGGAGUACAAGUGUUUCCUUCUGUGUGGUAGGGAGAAUCCCAAUUGGUGAGAAUGUAUUUGUGAACAAUCGGGUUCAAAAGGUGAAGAAGAUUUCGUUGCUGGGGCAAGAGUACUGCAGUGGUGAAAAGAAGAAGCGCGGGUCUUUUGUGAGGAUAUUGUUUCUUGAGAGAACAAAUGACAAUGUAUCUGAAUUUCCUGGUCAAAUAGAGUAUUUAUUUACUCAUACCAUCAAGAUCGGUGGAGUCAAAAGAGUGUCAACGUUCGCAUUCAUUAAAUGGUUUCCCGCCUACCAUUCAAGUAGUCAUCAGCCAUUAGCUGAUCAAGGUCUGCAGUUGUGA
Messenger RNA from Phycomyces blakesleeanus NRRL 1555(-), 1383 nucleotides. RefSeq lists its product as hypothetical. The transcript is spliced from 4 exons. The coding region runs from base 1 to 1383 and encodes 460 amino acids. The record is from RefSeq and is a predicted model, not a curated record. Lineage: Eukaryota; Fungi; Mucoromycota; Mucoromycetes; Mucorales; Phycomycetaceae.